This is a messenger RNA of Adineta ricciae, 828 nucleotides long. Lineage: Eukaryota; Metazoa; Rotifera; Eurotatoria; Adinetida; Adinetidae. The record is from the annotation of a GenBank genome assembly.
AUGUUUCGAAUAUCGACUCGUAACGAAUAUGAUUCAUCCUUGUUGAAUACGAUCAAGCGAAUUCAUACCGAUUUUGCCCAAUAUGAAAAUUCAUCAGACAAGCUACAUAUACUUCGUGAGAAACUCAAUCAAUUGUGGUUACGACCACAACUUGUAUCGAAUCCUGUCAUGAGGGAUUACGAAGGCUAUCGCAUUAUCGAAUAUCUGGAACAAUUUCUUGCAGAUCAAACCAUCAACGAGAAGUUUUUUAUUUUGAUUAUUAGUACAUUAAGUAAAAACGAACAUUUCUAUCAAAUACUUUUAAAUGAUCAUACACGAUUUCAACCUUUAUUUCAUACGACUAGUCAAACGUCUGUUCAUCUGAUACGAUAUAUCGAAGUUUUGUAUUUACAUUGCUCAUCGAACCUAGUUGCUAAAUCCGGCUUAGAAUUCUACCGUUUUGUUCUGGAUACUUAUUGCUUACAAUAUCUGCAUAAAAUACCACGUGAUAUUGAAUGGCUUGCAGUAUGCUCAAGAUUCAUGUGCCAAUUCUAUGAAAAUACCCAAAAAUACCUCUCAUCCACUGACUUGAUUUUCACAAACCAGAAAGAUGCAAUCGAUUAUUCAUUCUACGUUAUUGACACAUUGAUUCAUCAUUCGAUGGUGUCGAAUGACUGCAAACACGAUGUAAUCUUAGCAGAUACAAUUACAAAGACAAUCAGUGUUGUGUGGGAACAAAAUACAUCAGUAGAUCGUUCCAUACAAGACACAUCAAAACACACUUAUACAAAGUCGAUCUAUCGAAUAUCUUUUCGAAACUCUUUCGACGCCGACGAAAUCAAAAUUUAG